This is a messenger RNA of Ordospora pajunii, 1614 nucleotides long. Its product is annotated as putative armadillo/beta-catenin-like protein. Gene Ontology annotation, cellular component: nucleus; cytoplasm. The transcript has a single exon. Gene Ontology annotation, molecular function: protein binding; nuclear import signal receptor activity. NCBI's taxonomy places the organism in Eukaryota, Fungi, Microsporidia, Ordosporidae. Gene Ontology annotation, biological process: NLS-bearing protein import into nucleus. Bases 1 to 1614 code for a protein of 537 amino acids. The record is from RefSeq and is a predicted model, not a curated record.
AUGGCAAGAUCAUAUAUGUUCGAUGAUAAAACCACAGAAAACAGAAGGAAGAUGAGAGAGGAAAAGCAGGUUGAAAUACGGCAACAGAAGAAAGAGGACUUCCUAAGCAAGAAGCGCAAUCUUUCGGUAACGAUGUCAACAAUCUCCAAUUUUAUUCCCAUGCGAGAAAAACUGUUCAGCAGGGAUUUGGAGCAGGUGCAUCAGGGCAUAUACGAGUUCAGAUCGCUGUUGAGUGUUGAGGAUUCGCCACCGAUUCAGCCUGUUGUUGACUCUGGAUGUGUUCCUAGGUUUGUUGAGCUGAUGGACAUGGGUUUUUUGCUGUCAUCUGAAAUGGUUAUGAAUGAGGUUGCUGUUUCUGCACUUGCACGCGAUUCUCCUGAGUUUGGGAUGGCAGCUGAGCUUGCGAAUAAAAUCCGGGUGGAAGCAGCAUGGGCCAUAACGAACAUUUCUUCUGGCACAACACAGCAGACAAAGACAGUGAUCGAUUGCGGAGCUGUGCCGCUGUUAGUGCAGAUGCUGCUGGAUGGAAAUGAUGCGGUUGUUGACCAGAGUGUUUGGGCACUUGGAAACAUAGCUGGGGACUCUGAAGGAAUGAGGAAUAUUAUUUUGGAUACUGGGGCAUUGGAUAUUAUUUUAAGGUUGCUUGUGAAGCUGUAUGAAAGUUCAACACACAUAAAGAUAGUCAGGAAUCUUACAUGGCUUCUGUCGAAUCUGAACAGAGGAAGGAAUCCGCCGCCCCAGGAUGAGAAUAUGAAGAAAUCGCUUGAUGUUCUUUUCAAGCUGAUUACGAUUCGAGACCCGGAGGUUGCGAGCGAUGCGUUCUGGGCACUUAGCUACAUUGUGGAUGUAAGCAUGGAGUGCAGCGAUAUUGUUCUUAGCAGCGGUACGAUGAACAAGACGUAUUCUCUCCUUGAUGCACUUACAAACAGGCUCGAUGGAAUGCCGUACUCGACUGAGGAGGCGAAGAUAUGCCUGUGUGCGAUUUCUCCCAUAAUAAGGAUGAUAGGAAAUAUUGCAACCGGAUCUGACGAUCAAACAGACGUGCUUAUCAGGAUGGGGUUUCUUAGGUUUUUUAAGCCGAUUUUCUAUAGGCUGGAGAAUAAGAAGCAGCCAAGACUGCGGAAGGAGAUAUGCUGGACACUGUCAAACAUUACUGCUGGGACUGCUGGGCAUGCAAAGGCGGUUGUUGAUGCAGACCUGAUCCUGCUUCUAAUUGAUUCGAUGUCAUCGUAUGAGCUGUUUAUAAGGAAGGAGGCGUGCUGGGCGAUUCUGAACCUGCUGUACCAUUGCAACAACCUUCCGAACAACUCUGAUACAAAGUUUGACUGGAUCCGCUUAUUGAUGGACAGCAAUCUGAUUGAUGCAUUACAAAGCUAUCUGGAGGUUAUUCCGAAUGUUCCGGAGAUGCAGUGCCAGAUCCUGGAUUGCUUCAGAUAUGCACUGAAUGGAGGAAAGCAAUGGAGCCUUAAGUACGAAAGGAAUCCGGUGUAUGAGAGGAUGGUUGAGAUCGACACAGUUGAUGCGAUUGAGGGGCUACAGGACAGCCACGAUAGGGCGGUCUCUGACAAGGCGUAUUCGAUUAUUGUUGAUUUCUUUGAUGGUGUGGAUAAUUAA